This is a messenger RNA of Debaryomyces tyrocola, 411 nucleotides long. The record is from the annotation of a GenBank genome assembly. Lineage: Eukaryota; Fungi; Ascomycota; Pichiomycetes; Serinales; Debaryomycetaceae.
AUGCGUGAGGAUGGUUGGAAAAUUGGCUAUAGAUCACAGUCUUACGUCUAUAUUACGCCGAUUCAAUUACGUGAACUCUUGAAUUACAUUUGGAAUACUUUCCAUUGUCCUCCAUUUGUUGCUGAGUUUGGAUUCCCCGAAUGGAGAGAAGGUGAGAAGGAACUUGGCGAUCAAUUAUAUGAUUUAAAUAGAUCUAUCUAUUACCGGUCAUUUAUGCAAGAAAUCUUACAUGCAAUUCAUUAUGAUCAAAUUCCUGUCAUAGGAGCGCUAGCAUGGUCUUUUGCAGAUAAUUGGGAAUUUGGUGAUUACGAUCAACAAUUUGGACUUCAAGUGGUGAAUAGAACAACACAAGAAAGGUACUAUAAGAAAAGUUUCUUCGAUAUUAUUCAAUAUUUCAAUGAUAGAUCUUAA